AUGAACGAAGAUGAUAUGCUCAAACGUUUCUGGGAAAUUGAAGCGGAGCCGUCUGGUCCCACUAAGCUGUUAACUGAAGAAGAACGAAGGUGUGAAGAUCUUUUCGCUUCCACGACUGCGAGAGACGCAGAGGGCAGGUAUGUGGUGAAGUUGCCGUUUAGGGACGAGCCAACCUGCAAAGGAAAUUCACGUGAGAUAGCUGUCAAAAGGUUACACACUUUAGAAAGAAAGUUCAGUAGAGAUCCAACAUUUAAAGCACGAUACUCUGAGGUGAUAAGAGAGUAUGAACAGCUCGGUCACAUGGUUCCUGUGACAGAAAGCGACCGCAAAACAAAAGAAGGAAUCUACUUACCUCACCAUGCCGUGAUCCGCGAGGACAAGGUCACCACCAAGGUCAGAGUCGUAUUUGACGCUUCCUGCAAAUAUGACGACGGAAUAUCGCUAAACGACCGGCUUAUGACAGGACCUACUUUGCAAUCCGAAUUACGUCACCUCAUUAUGCGAUGGAGAUUGUAUCCUGUCUGUCUUGUUGCGGAUAUAGUAAAGAUGUACAGGAUGGUAAGAGUAGCAAACGAGGACACAGACUUCCAGCGCAUAGUGUGGCGCGAAAAGGCUGAAGACAAAGUAAAGGAUUACAAGUUGCUGACUGUCACCUUCGGGACUGCGUCAGCGCCUUACUUGGCAGUCAAAGCCCUCAACCAAGUAGCAAUCGACCACCAGGAGCAGUAUCCUACAGCUGCACCGCGAGUCCAUCAAGAAUUCUACAUGGACGAUUUAAUGACCGGGUGCGAAACCGAAGAAGAAGGUCUACAGCUGUAUCAAGAGAUGAAAGGCUUACUGAACGAGGGAGGGUUCGUGCUACAAAAAUGGGCAAGCAACAAAGAAGAAUUGUCAAAGCAGAUCGAUAAAAGAGAAAAAGAGUACCUAGGAAACGAAGAACAAAAGAAUAAUCUGGAAAUAAAAACAGAUAACAUAACAAAAAUACUCGGACUUACCUGGAACCGCGAUAACGAUGAAUUUCAGUACUCGGUGAAACUGCCGCCGCUGUCGCCUCCUGCAACAAAAAGAAAAAUAAUUUCCGAUGUUUCACGUUUGUUCGACCCAUUGGGAUGGUUAGCACCGUGUGUCAUCACAGCGAAAAUAUUUAUACAGCGUCUAUGGUUAGCAGGGAUUGGAUGGGAUGAGGAGCCUCCAUCUGAUAUAGUACAUGACUGGUUAACUUACCGUGAUCAAUUAGCUUACCUUAUAGACUUUCGUAUCCCACGAUGGCUUUACACACACAAGGAUGACACUCUCUAUGAACUGCACGGGUUCUGCGACGCAUCAACCGCCGCUUACGCCGCAGUAGUUUAUCUUCGAGUAGUGGACUCAACUGGGAAUAUAAAGGUUGCUUUAGUGACAACUAAAACAAGAGUAUCACCUGUCAAACAGGUUAGCAUUCCCAGAUUGGAGCUUUGUGGAGCAGUGCUUGUGACCAAACUGUUGAUUGAAGUUGCAGAAGUUAUGAAGAUCCCGAAAACACACAUAAGAGCGUGGACAGAUUCCACAGUUGUUCUGGCGUGGCUCAAUAAGCACCCAAGCAGCUGGAAAACCUUUGUUGCGAACCGAGUAUCCGAGAUAUUGACCAAGACGGAUUCAGCACAAUGGUCUCACGUCUCGACAAAGGAAAAUCCAGCAGAUUGUGCUUCUCGAGGUAUGCAGCCAUCAGAGUUAAUGGAGCACGAGUUGUGGAAGUUAGGCCCUAAAUUUCUGCACGAGAAGACCAUUAACUACUCAAAGCCUAAAGAUAAUGAUACAAACCUUGAAGCGUUCUGGACCAAAUAUUCAACGCUCAACAAGCUUACACGUGUUGUUGCGUAUUGCAGACGUUGUUUGAGAAAACGGGAUUACGCAAUGAACCAUCAAGCCAACGGCCCAUAUUUGCAAAAGCGGGAGUUAGAUGAAGCACUUUUGACCUGCGUUAAAAAGUGUCAAAACGAUGAGUUCAAGAACGAAAUCGAGGAAAUCAACAAAAACGGGUACAUUAGUUCAAAAACUUCCAAGAUUCGUUCCUUAACGCCCUUUCUUGAAAAUGGGAUAUUGCGAGUGGGCGGCCGGUUGGAUAACGCUUCAGAUCUAGAAGUAGCAAAGCAUCCUAUUAUUUUACCUUACGAGUCGCAGCUAACUAAGCUCAUAGUGACAGAUGCCCAUGAACGUACACUUCAUGGCGACCAGCGAGCUAUGCUGAACUACUUAAAGUCAGCAUACUGGAUAGUACGAGCUAAGGACUUAGUCAAACAUUGCAUACGCAAAUGUGUGCGCUGCGUUCGUCACAAGGCCAAGAUCGAAACUCAGUUGAUGGGAGCCUUACCUUCAGCCAGAGUAACUCCAGGAAGAGCAUUCAUCCGCAGUGGUGUUGACUAUGCGGGACCCAUCAACCUAAGAACUACAAAGGGACGAGGACAUCGCUCAUACAAGGGAUAUGUGUGCUUGUUUGUUUGUAUGGUAACCAAGGCCAUACACCUUGAGGUCGUGAGUGAUCUUACCUCAAUCUUACCUCACGUGGAUUUCUUGAAGCCUUUAAGAGAUUCACAUCCAGACGUGGCCGCUGCUUAG
Molecule: messenger RNA, 2595 nt
Organism: Leguminivora glycinivorella
Lineage: Eukaryota; Metazoa; Arthropoda; Insecta; Lepidoptera; Tortricidae
Exons: 1
Coding region: 1-2595 (864 amino acids)
Molecular function (GO): nucleic acid binding
Source: RefSeq, a predicted model, not a curated record